Haemonchus placei is the source of this 615-nucleotide messenger RNA. The record is from the annotation of a GenBank genome assembly. Lineage: Eukaryota; Metazoa; Nematoda; Chromadorea; Rhabditida; Trichostrongylidae.
AUGGGCCUUGGACUACUUGUUCCACCGUCCACUCCUUAUCUUCAGAGUUAUGAUGAGAAACCCUGGCACAUCGAUAUUGCCACCCUCAGCAUGCUGAUGAUUUCCGGCUUGUGCUUCCUCGUUCUAGCUAUCGUUGUGGUAUGCUACGCGUUUAUACUUCGAACAAUUCGUCGAUUCAAAGAGGAAAAUGGGACGCUAAACAACGAAGAAACGCGACGAGUACAUGGCACCACGAAAAAGGGAAGCAGUGACUGUAGCAGCGGCAGCAGGUCUGAGUCAAUGCGAUCGCGAAUGCAGGCCAUGAGUCGACACAAAUACAUCUAUGUUAUCGGAACGGUUCUGAUUGUUGACCUUCUCUUUCUCUGUCCAUAUUCCGGCAUACAACUGGUGGCUUUUCUUCACAUCAAUCACCUCAUCGAAAUUACUCAUAGCAGCACUUUGAUACGAUGGUGGCUUCAGGUGUUCAUCGGAGUUCACUCUGUAUGUCAACCUUUAUGCUACUUUCGAAUGACCGAAUUUCGACGGUUGGCGUGUUGCACUCCGCGAAUGCCAUGGAAUCGUUCACGAAGCUUCUCACAUUAUAACAGAACCUACUGUAAGUUGUAUACCAUCUAA